Messenger RNA from Hippocampus comes (tiger tail seahorse), 1412 nucleotides. RefSeq lists its product as uncharacterized. The transcript has 8 exons. NCBI's taxonomy places the organism in Eukaryota, Metazoa, Chordata, Actinopteri, Syngnathiformes, Syngnathidae. The record is from RefSeq and is a predicted model, not a curated record. Bases 131 to 1273 code for a protein of 380 amino acids.
CAACUGUUUUGUUCCACAGACGCUUCCGUAGAAUACUAGGAAGUUGCUUCGGCGAUGUUGAGAGGCCAUUCACUCGUAUCAUCAUCAGUCUAUAAUUUAAUCCGUAUUGUGAAUUUCACCCGAGGUAGAGAUGGGGGACAUACGUCAGUCCUUGUUGCCUCGUGAUGUGCUGAGUGCCGCCAAGGAGCUGCUGUACCACUUGGACAUCUACAUCAGUAACCUGGUGCAAUCGGGUAGGCAGCCUCCCCAAGUAGACACGAAGACCUUGGAGCUGGUUGAGGAAUUCAUUCUGCAUGCACCAAAGGACAGAAGCGCACUGACCAGGAGAAUGAGUGCGCUUCAGGAGCUUCAGCUUCUGGAGAUAAUGUGCAGCUGUUUCCAGGAGCAGAGCCGUGAUACUGUUCGUCAGCUCAUGUUCUCCGCCCUCUUCAGCCUCCAAGGGAACCAGGCAGAUGACAGCCGCAUGGGACUGCUAGGCAAGCUGGUCUCCAUGGCAGUUGCUGUCGGCAGAGUUCCCAUCUUAGAAUGUGCCGCAUUCUGGCUGCAGAGGACCCAUCGCGCGUACUGUGUGCGCCUGGCACAGGUGCUGGUGGAUGACUACUGCAGUAUGAUGCCAGGUUCCGUGCCCACCCUACAGAAUAUCCACAGUGCCAGUCCACGCUUCUGCUGCCAGUUCAUCACUGCUGUUACCACCCUCUAUGACUUCACAUCAGAGGAGCUCAUUCCUCCUCUAGAGCUCCUCCAGAUGAUUGUGUCAUGGAUCCAAGAUGACCCCCGCAUCGUUCUGGUCACCUUCCUGAACACGCCCCUAUCUGGCAGCCAACCAGUCAGCUCACUUGAUCUUACACCUCUCGGUGGGCUGGUGCGCUGGUGCGUCAAAGCCCCGCUGGGAUACAGGAGGGACAAGAAGCAGGCGUCCGUACACUGCAGCUCGGAGAUUGAGCAGGAAGUGUCGGGCCUUUUCUCGGCACUCCAUCUGAGUGUCCUUCAGGUCUUUAUGCUCCUGCCAAACCUGCUCAAGGAGAAAGGCAUUUUCGGUCGCUUGGCGCUCCUGCAGAUGGACUCCUUGGCCUCUCUGACCUCUGACCUUUCUCGGCAAUUGGACCAGGCCGACAAACACACGCAAAUCUCCACCGCUGACAUACAUGUGCUCACGCAGCUGGCUCUGGACAGGCUGGCUCAGGCCCUGCAAGUCGCCAUGGCCAAUGGAGCUUUGCUCUGCUCCAGAGAGGACCUGAGAGCCAUCUGUUCACGCCUGCCACACAACAAGUAAGAAAACCAUUUGCGCCGCAUGUUUGUGUGCAACUCGACGUUUUCUUGACAAGCAGUGUAUCACAGUCCCGGAUUCACGUUCUUCCAAAUUUUGCAUCUCAACAACAAUUCUCCCGUGGACAAACACAAAUGUUGAAUGC